Molecule: messenger RNA, 357 nt
Organism: Oikopleura dioica
Lineage: Eukaryota; Metazoa; Chordata; Appendicularia; Copelata; Oikopleuridae
Source: the annotation of a GenBank genome assembly
AUGAGCUCUGGGAUGAAUUACCAGCUGUACAGGAACACGACGCUAGGGACGACUCUGAUCGACUCGUUGGAUGAACUGAUUCAGCAGCAGGCGAUCUCACACAGCCUCCGACAGAAAGUGCUCGAAGAGUUCGACAAGGCUAUCAACUACGCUCUGGCGAAUAAAGUGCGCAACCGAAUCACUUUCAAAGGCAAACUCAACACAUACCGAUUCUGCGACAAUGUGUGGACCUUCGUGAUUGAAAAUGCCGAGUUCAGAGAAGUCAUAGAUUGCAUUCAAGUUCCCAAAGUCAAAGUGGUCGCUUGCGAUGGAAAAGGAAACACCGUCAACAAUCGUCAAGCUGUAGAUGACUACUGA